CUCUCAGUCUCAGCUCCACGCUAACCGCCGCCACCCCGUCAGCAUCUAGGACUUCGUCGUUCGUUGCUCGUUGCCAUCAUUUCGCGGAGUUUCCGUCUUCAGGAGCUAAAGAGCAACUGGUGUCAUGGAUGAAUCAUUCACAGUUCAGAUCAGCAGCAACUUAGUUAAAAAACUUCUCGAUGAUGGUGAGACUGAGAAGGUAAAAAAGAAAACCAGGAAGCCAAGACAAAAAAAUCCCCAACAACCUCAAGCACAACAGGUUCCUGGUGAUUUAGAGGCACUUGGAGGCCCAUCUUCAACUGCAUGGCCAAUUCAGCCUUCUCUUUACCCGCCACCACCACUGCCUUCUCAUAAACCUCCAAAUUCAAACUUAGAGGCCAUCCGGUCUGUCCUUGAGGAGAGCGAGAAAGUCGUGGAGAGGCUGCGUAAGAAUGAGGAGAACAUGUUGCAGGAGGUCACUGAAAGAGCAAAGGGUCUUCAUGAUAAAGAGUUCGAGCUUCGAAAUAGCAAGCCCAUACCGUGCCUUGACGAGAAGAUUGCAUGUUUAAAUUGCUACAAGGAACAUAUUAAUGACCCUCUAAAAUGUGCCCAACUGGUCAGAUAUUUUGCAAAUUGUGCUCGCACAGUUAGGCGGCAAGUCGGUCAUGGCAACUAG
This is a messenger RNA of Salvia splendens (bonfire salvia), 655 nucleotides long. RefSeq lists its product as uncharacterized. The transcript has 2 exons. The record is from RefSeq and is a predicted model, not a curated record. Bases 125 to 655 code for a protein of 176 amino acids. Lineage: Eukaryota; Viridiplantae; Streptophyta; Magnoliopsida; Lamiales; Lamiaceae.